This is a messenger RNA of Parasteatoda tepidariorum (common house spider), 3749 nucleotides long. Its product is annotated as flavin-containing monooxygenase 5. The record is from RefSeq and is a predicted model, not a curated record. Gene Ontology annotation, molecular function: flavin adenine dinucleotide binding; N,N-dimethylaniline monooxygenase activity; NADP binding. Lineage: Eukaryota; Metazoa; Arthropoda; Arachnida; Araneae; Theridiidae.
AGGUUAGUUCCGUAUUUUACUUGUGGAUAUUUUUUUUAAAAAAUAGUUCCAAAUUGAUGAAAGCUUUCUCAAUAUUUGUGAAUGAAUAGCUUUAAUGAAUAGUUUUCAACUGAGGAACACUAGAUCAGAUAUUUACUUGUGACUGAGUGUCUUUAAAAAAAAUUUUGUCUUCGCAAUGCUUUCUCCAAAACAAAACAUAAAGGAAAAUCACAAUCAAUUUGAAAUUAAUUAUUAUUGCAACUUGUUUUUCAUUCAUGUACGUGGUCUGCGUUCAAAAUUCUAAUCUAAGAAGGAAAAUUUUGAGUGUUUUUAAAUGAAUAAAGAUGACAGAAAGAAGCAGAAUCGCCACUAGUGUGCGCAUGUCUAAUUAUGCUACUCGAAAAUAUCGAAGUCGUUCUCAGUCAAAUACUAAGGAUAUAAAAAAAGCAGCUCCUGCUGUGAUAUAUCCUUCACAACAAAACCCAGAUAAGAUAUCCUAUGGAUAUAUUAAUGCUGCUUUGAGUGUUGAGAGCAUUUCCGAACAAGCACUUCAGACCAAAACAUGUUCUUUAAGUUCAAACCCCUCAGGGAAUAGUUGCCCCGACUUUCUGGCCACUACAGUUGAAAAUGUUGUGUUUCGCGUGAUACAAGGUAGUCUGCAUGACCUUCGAGAUGAUGUUGGAAAACUACACCGAACUUUAUCUGACCUGGCAACAAAAAUGACGAAAGCAAAACGCAUUGCCAUUAUCGGAGCUGGUCCAUGUGGACUGACUGCUGCAAAAUCCUGUUUGGAAGAGAAUUUAGAGGUUGUGGUGUACGAUAAGACAGAUAACAUUGGUGGUCUCUGGUGUUACAGAGAUUAUGAUGAAGAAGGAAUUCCGUCAGUUAUGAAAUCCACAGUCAUCAAUACAAGUAAAGAAAUGAGUGCUUUCAGUGAUUUUCCACCACCGAAACAUUUUCCGAAUUUCAUGCACAAUUCAGUUAUGUUUCAGUAUUUUAAACUUUACGCUGAAAAGUAUGGAGUUCUUCGGCAUGUUCAGCUCUUGACUGAAGUAGUUAAAAUUUCAAAAAGUGAUGAUUAUGAAAGGAGUGGUAGAUGGAAUGUUUUUUCCAGAAGUCUUAAAGAUGGGACGACAAAUGAAGAGGAAUUUGAUGGUGUUUUACUAGCCACUGGACAUCAUUGUGUACCUUUAAAGCAAGAUUUUCCUGGACUUCAACUUUUUCAAGGUCAUGUCAUACAUUCUCACAGCUUGAAAAAAGCAGCUGGAUACGAAGAUAAAAAAGUGUUAGUAAUCGGAAUCGGUAAUUCGGCAGUUGACGCAGCAGUGGAAAUAAGCACCGUUGCUAAACAAGUUUAUUUGAGCACCAGAAGAGGAGCUUGGCUGUUUCAACGUGUAGGACCGGAUGGUAAGCCAUUUGAUGCUGCUUAUACCAAACGUAAUCUUGACAUUUUAAGAAAAAUGGCUCCAUAUAACAUUUCCUGUUGGUUUAUAGAACAUGAACUAAACAAGCGUUUUGAUCACGCUGCAUAUGGUUUGAAGCCUAAACAUCAUGUUUUUAGCCAACAUCCUACCAUAAAUGAUGCCUUACCCAACAAAAUCCUCAGUGGAACUGUAAUUCUCAGAGAGGAUGUUAAAUCUUUUACUGAAAAUGGUGUUAUUUUUAAAUACGAUGACCAUCAAACAGACAUCGACGCUGUUAUCUUAGCAACUGGCUAUGAAAUUGCAUUUCCACUUAUAGGUGAGGAAAUAAUUCCUGUCAAACACAACAAGGUUGAACUUUACAAGUAUAUGUUUCCUCCUAAUUUGACACAUCCUAGCUUGGCUGUUAUUGCUCUAGUGCAAGUAAUUGGUGCUAUUUUUCCAGUUGCUGAAGCUCAAGCUAGAUGGUAUUCAUUGAUAAUGACAGGAAAGCGGAAAUUACCAACAAAAGAAAUCAUGCUACAAGAUAUUAAUGCGAAAUUGAAAGCAAAUAGUGAAAGAUAUAUUCCAUCCCCCCGACAUACAGUACAAGUUGAUUAUAUAACAUACUUGGACGAACUAGCGGAAUUGAUUGAUGUCAAACCACAGCUUCAUAAACUACUUGUUACAGACCCUAAACUUUUUUGGGCCUUACUCACAGGUCCAUCUUUACCUUAUCAAUAUCGAUUGAAAGGUCCCCAUUCUUGGUCAGGUGCACGGGAAGCGAUUUUAAAGUAUAAUGAGCGUGUUCUUGCUGCUUUGAAUACUAGGAAAUGCGAUGAUUAAUACUAAAAAUCAUUUGAAAUUUACAUCAAAAAGUCAUUUUCAAAUUUUAUCCAAAUUACGAUGGUUAGUUUUUAAGUAAGGGCCGUUUGAAAAUAAAAACAAAACAAAAAAUUUAUGCAGCAAAUUUAUUUUUUGAAUCUCCAUACGUUUUUCUUUCUUUCAAAAUAGUUGCCAAGUUUGCUUAAGCACUUAAUGCCUUCUAAAUAAAUUUAGAAUACCCUCUUCAUAGUAAUUUGCCACCUGCUCCAAUAAUCAAGAGGUUACGACCGUUUUCCCGCCUUCGUCAUCGUUGUACUGGUUGCCGAGAAAUGAUCGGGCUGCAUUGAAAGGUGGUUCAAAACUUCCCAGUCAAAAGAGUCGAAUGAAGAUCGGGACUGAGCUGUGGAGAGAGUGAUUGUCACGGAGUUGCAAAAAUUCCUGUCAAUAUGCCAGUAGGAAGUUUCGUAAACUUCACAAAUCUGCCUGUGAAUGUACGCAAAAGACUGGUUUUUUGCCUACUAAAAACACAUUACUGACCGUACUUCAUACGCUGAUGGCGAUUUGUUAAACUUGAACAUUUAAAAGACACAGAAUUGACCGUAUAGGUUACCUACACAGUUGUUCCCAAGGAAUGCUAGGACUCGACGCAUGCACUCGUUGCGACGCACGCGUCACCUAUUAGUGUACUCAACAAAAUUGCUCUUGCUUAAAAAACAGCCCUCGUACAUGCAUCCCUUCCGAGAAAUUAUACAAUUUUUUUCUAACUUGUUAAAAAUCUUUCAUUGAACUCGUCUAUUUUUAAUUUUAUUCUGAAAUAAAUCUCUUCAUUAACUUCCAAUGUAUGUACAUAUUUUUCUUUUCUCCAGUAAGCUACUAUUAUCUAUUGCUGUUUAAUUUUAUCACAAUGAAAUAUCGAUAAAUAAUAAAAUUUUGUUUAUGUUUCGAAUUUAAAUUUAAUAUUAUAAAUUUCAGAACUUUUUUUUUCUUUCCUUUUCAUUGAAUUAUAUCGAUGUAUUUUGUCCGAAAUUAUAGUUUUGAAAUUAUCUUUGACUUAGUGCAUAGAUAAAUUCUCUUGGCUUAUCAUUUUAAUCCUCACGUUCUUCUCAAAAAUUAGGUAAAAGCACUUAUUUGAUGUAGUUAUAUUCGUUUAGUGUAUGAAUUAUUUUUUUCCUUUCCUUUUAAUUUCAUAUGCACACAAUUUUAUAGCAUUCAUCAAAGUAAUAAGAGAAUCUGUGAUAUCAUGUAUAAUUUUUAUAUAUUUUAGCUUGAUAACCUGUUUCAAUCAGAAUUAUAUUUUGUAUUGAAAAUGUGCUUAUUUCAAUGUUAUAUUUUGUAUUGAAACGUUGUAUUUUUAUGCGUAUUCUUAUUCGAUUUUUGUGAGUUGAUGCAUUUAUACAUUUAUUUUUCCUUCGAAAGUUAAAAACAUGUAAGUAGAUCAUAACAAUCUUUAUAAUAACUGUAGUAUAUAAUUUUGAGUUUAAUGCUUUUUGGUAUUUUAUGAUUUUGUAUGUUUUUUGUCCCAGCUAAUAAAAUGAAUUUAAUUAA